Molecule: messenger RNA, 4036 nt
Organism: Solea solea (common sole)
Lineage: Eukaryota; Metazoa; Chordata; Actinopteri; Pleuronectiformes; Soleidae
Gene: dennd2c
Product: DENN/MADD domain containing 2C
Exons: 19
Coding region: 529-3336 (935 amino acids)
Source: RefSeq, a predicted model, not a curated record
ACUAGGAGUGUUCUGCUUUUCUCUAUGGCCACUUUCUUUGUUGUUGUUUUUGUUGUUGUGCGUACUUAUUAGAAUAGGUGACACGUUUUUUUGUACCCUGUAAAGUACAUUUUCUGAUAAGUUACUCAUAAGAAGCGGUAUGACUGAAUUAACUUUAGCUCGAACUUAUCCAAUAGUUCUAACCUAGUUGAGAUAUGCGAGCGAAUCGAAUCGCAUCGCAUUUUUCUACCUAAUUUUUCAUUUUCAGUGAAAGAAAAAUGAGGAAACGACAUUUGUAUCAUCAUUUAAAACUACCAAGGGUUGUUUACAAAAGGAGACAAGGGGAUAAAUGACACUCCACUAGCACACAACAACGCAUAGACCUACAGCCCUAACUAGUAAUAACAUUCCAGUUAUUGCUGAUCAUUUCUGUAUUGACUGAUACCAGAUUACGUGGAUUUUUCUGGCCAUCUUUCUGGGGGAAAUCCCUCAUGGAUUCCAUCACGGAAAGCUGAGGGCGAGCUGACAUUUGCCUCCGCCCCCCCCAACAUGCUGGCUCUACGGCUGGAAGGCAGGCAAGGGGGUGGAGAGGUUGAUCGCCUGCAGAAAGGGGCAACUGUGGCCUGGCAGGGCCGGCAGUCAGGGAGGCCCUCUCUUCAUGAGCAGCGCAUUAACAUCAGGGAGAAGAUCUCCCAGUGGGAAGGUCGCAGUCAACAGGACAGCAACCAGGAUGUCGAAGUGAAAACACACCCUCCAACUGUACCCCGAACUUUAUCUGGGGAUCUGCUGGGCAACGGAUGCUCCAACGAGAGCUUAACAGGGAGACUGCACACAAAAACCAACCUCUCAAAAGCUAAGAACUUGGGUUUAGAUUUCCGGGAAUCCCCUGCACAAGCUGGAUAUAGUGGUGUUAGAAGAAAAUCAGAGCCCCUGCAGAAAUGCUUUACCGAUGUUUAUACCACAUCCCAAGGAAAUAAAAAACUUCCCGCGCAAAUAUUUGUCUCCUCUAAUGUGGAAGCAGUCACAGCUAACUCUACUGGUGAACACAGAUUCACCACCAAUGGCAACCAAACAACAGAUUACAUCUUGGAUGUUGAAGUACUUUCUAAACCUCUACCUCUGUCUGAUGACCCAGAAGAUAACAUGCCUGCUGGGAACUUCUACACGUCGCGGGGUUUCUGGCGUAAGCUUGAGGGAGACAGACUGCUGUGGCAAAAAGGCAGAGAGACUUCAGGUGAAGUUCAGCCUCCUCCCAAACCUCAGCGGACGUUCCAGUAUCGUGGCGCCAACAACAACUCAGGGCGAGCAGCGCAUUGGGACAGAGGAUCUUCUCAUAUCCACCACUCUAAUGUUGGGAGAAGGAGGGUAGCACACCCACCUAGCUUCCCUCCUCCCCCAUGUCCGGUUGCAAAGACUGAUAGAUUGUCAAGGCAUAAAAAGAACAGGAAGUCCUUUGAGUAUGAGGAUGCAGCUCGUCUGACGGCGACGCAAGGCACACUAGGAGGCGAAGCAAGGCGCUCAGGCCUAUAUCAUGCCUAUUCUGACGAUAGCAUUUAUGAGGACAUUGUCUGUGAUGUGACCAGAGAUAACCCCUAUGAAGAUGUCAAGCUAUCUCCCAUGUGUCUGCCCACUGCAAGGUCUCAAGUCCCUAAGCUGCCUCCUAAACCCCAAACUUUGCAAGGUUACGCUAACAAAGGGGAGAGGAAAACCUUCCAAAUGGUAUCCAAAUCGUCAACCCUCGCAGAAACUCCCAAACCUGCUGCACCUCGACGCACAAGCACUCCGAAAACCCAGAGAACACCUCAGUACGUCAGCAAGAUUGAGACGAUCUUUGAUGACAAGCGAGGGCGGAAGAGAGUGAAGAACCAGGGAGUCUCAGUGAGAGAGGAGACCAGUGGGACAGAGAGCGACCCUGAGGACAACACCAAAGCCGGCUCCAGGAGAUCAGUUUACAUCCAGUCGACACUGAAACGUCGGCCGGGCUACCGCACCCUGGAGAGAGACCUCAUCCAGCUACAGCAGCAGCAGCUUUUCCAGAUCUUUGUGGUGGUGUCGCUGAGAAAAGGCUCCCCAGGAAACACCUACUUCCCGGAAAUUACGCAACAGUUCCCCAAAAUGUUCGAGAAGUCCUCGCGGACCUCCAGAGAGGCUGAGGAUCAACUGAGGGUCAUUCCUAAGUUCUGCUUCCCGGACUCACUGGACUGGAAGCCCUCUGCUCACAUGCCCAGUGAGACCUUCUCAUUUGUCCUGACUGGAGAAGACGGCAGUCGUUGGUUUUGUUACUGCCGUAAGAUCCUGCCAAGUGGAAAGGGGAAGAGGCUUCCUGAGGUGCAUUGCAUUGUCAGCAAGCUGGGCUGUUUCAGCCUUUUUGCAAAGAUUCUGGAGGAGGUAGAACGACGCAGGGAGAUUUCCCCAGCACUGGUUUACCCUUUUAUGCGUAGUGUGAUGGAGGCCCCUUUUCCCGCCCCUGGACGCACAGUCACUGUCAAAAGCUUCCUCCCUGGCUCUGGGAAUGAGGUGCUCACUUUGUGUCGCCCUGUGGACUCCAGAUUAGAGCACGUUGACUUUGACAGCCUGCUGCAGUGUCUCGGUGUCGGGAGACUCCUGCAGGUGUUUGCUUCCAUCCUGCUUGAGAGGAGAGUCAUCUUCAUUGCAGACAAACUCAGUGUGUUGUCCCGGUGUGGCCAUGCAGCCCUGGCACUGCUGUAUCCAUUCACCUGGCAGCACACAUUUGUGCCCGUGUUGCCAGCCAGUAUGCUCGACAUCAGCUGCUCCCCAACCCCAUUCCUCAUCGGUGUGCUAGCACCAUGCCUCCCACAGCUUCUAGAGCUUCCCAUCGAGGAGGUGCUCAUAGUGGAUCUGUGUGCAGACAAGUUUGUCAUUCAGCUGGGUGAUGAAGACUGCAUCCUGCCCAGUAAACUGCAGGCGGCGCUGCAGCAGAUCCUGGAGGAGAGGGACGUUAUCCUGGGACAGGAGGAUGAAGACCGAUGUGGAGGCCAGCCGGCUGACUUGAGCGCUCUGGUGUCAGAGGGUUUCGUGCGGUUCUUUGUGGAGCUGGUCGGCCAUUAUCCCCUCCACAUGGUCGAGUCCUCCAGUGGAAGCAGGGAGCUUCAGCGCGACAGCUUCCGUAAAUCCCACCCCUCGCGUGGAGUGCGGCAGUUCCUGCAGUUCUUCAUGGACACUCAGAUGUUUGCUGGUUUCAUUCAGGACAAAGAGCUGCUCAAGGGGGGAGGAAGAGGUCUUUUUGAAACCAGAGUGGCCGAGUAUCUCGACUCGUAUCCUGAGCCGGAGCCAAGUGGCGUGAACAAAUUUCUUAAGGGCCUGGGAAACAAGAUGAAGCUCCUCCAGAUUAAAUGAGAAAAGGACAUCGCUGUGCCUUCCAAUUGAAAGACUUUGUAAUUAAAAAUGGGAAACAUGUUGCUGCUGAACUGACUGAGGAAAUGAAUGUGUGUCAUUUGAGGGCCAUGUAUAUAAAUAUGUAAGUGCACUUCUGAUUGGAUGAAAACUGGAAACACUCUUUUUUUUCUCCUUUUUUUUUUAAAUCAUUGUUUUAUAAAAAACAAACAUUCCAGCUAAUAAAUGUCAGUAGCAGCCGGAGGGUUUGGCUCUUUGUUUCUCAAUGGGAACAUGUUUACUUUCAAAUAAUUUUUGCUGCACAUUUUACAGUAAACCCAACUGUAAUGUUACAUUUCAAUCUUUUAAGUACUUAACCGAAAAUACUGUGUAUGGUUCAAAUCUGACAAAUGUUUUACACAUUGUAAAACUCUUUGAAUUCAUCUCAGCACAAACUGUAAAAAAAAAAAAUGCUUUUGUUUACCGUUUUUAUAUUUGUGUACAUUACAGAUUAGAGGGUUCUGGUGAGGUUUUUUUUACAUCGAUCAGAGCAUUUCAAGCCUUUUUCUUUUGUCUUUGCUUUUGUCUUCUUUUGUCCCUGUUAACUGGAGUUGUAAAUAUGUUUUAUACAUGUUGAGAAUCCGUGUACAGUAUUUGGGGUAUUUUUGUAAAGCUCGACAGGUCCUGCAGACUGUUGAAAUAAAUGACUUCUACAAGGACACAA